Messenger RNA from Struthio camelus australis, 276 nucleotides. Lineage: Eukaryota; Metazoa; Chordata; Aves; Struthioniformes; Struthionidae. The record is from RefSeq and is a predicted model, not a curated record.
GAAAUGGAAACCAAGGAGAAGCCGAAGACGAGCCCCGAUUACCUGAUGCAGCUCAUGAACGACAAGAAGCUGAUGAGCAGCCUCACCAACUUCUGUGGGAUCUUCAACCACCUCGAGAGGCUGCUGGACGAAGAAAUUAGCAGAGUACGGAAAGACAUGUAUAAUGACACAUUAAAUGGUAGUACGGAGAAGAGAAGUGCAGAAUUACCAGAUGCUGUGGGACCUAUUGUACAGUUACAAGAGAAACUAUAUGUGCCUGUAAAAGAAUAUCCAGAU